Molecule: messenger RNA, 1489 nt
Organism: Penaeus vannamei (Pacific white shrimp)
Lineage: Eukaryota; Metazoa; Arthropoda; Malacostraca; Decapoda; Penaeidae
Product: coiled-coil domain-containing protein 97
Source: RefSeq, a predicted model, not a curated record
AAGCCUGAAUUAAACUUUACUUCCACUACGAUGUCUAUUGUUUUCAUUGAGUCAACUGGAUAUAAACAACGUUGUUAGGCGUAUAGACGUGUUUAUCCUUAUUUGUGAUUGUGCAGUAAUUGUUUUCGGGAAUUAUACAUUUCAUUAAAACCAUCAUGUGGGGUGAGUUUGAAGAUGAGAGGAGAGACCAACCAACAUCAACAACCCGUAAAACACUCCCCAAAUCAGACGAAGCCUUACCCUCGGAGGAUCUCAAUCAAGUUGAUGUGCCCGAUGAAAGCCUUUCCUUAAAGGACAGAAUAAUACAUCACUUGGCGGCUAGCAAAGUGGUACUCAAGAGUCAGCAGAGAUAUGAACCAGAUUUUACCUACGAAGAGAGACGGAAUAUUGCCGAAACAAUGUUAGAUGAAAAGCCAGGGCAGUUCUUGUAUCGCUUUGGAAAGUUUCUCCAGAGAGAACACCUCACCUACUUUUUGAAGUAUGAAGGAAACCCAGAGAUAGAUCAUUACCUUACAGAAACCAUGAAGAAUUUGAAUAAACAUACAUCCAAAAUUACUGUCAAGAACAGACGAUAUGGGGCAAUGCAGAGACUACGUAAGUCAGGAGAUUACUUUAGUGAGAAGGAAAUGGAGCGACGUAAUCCUUUGCUUUAUGAUCACUUGAUUGGCAAGCAUAUGACAGCAGAGGAAAGGAAAGAAAAAUACACAGUAGAGAAAUAUGAAGCCAGUUUUUCAUCUGUGCUUCUCCAUCAUAUUGAUGCGCGAGACAAGAAAGACUUUAAGAAACGGCAAGAAGAAGAAGAGGAUGAUAUGUUUGAAGAAGAGGAAGACGAAGAUGAGGAGGAGGAGGAGGAGGAAGAAGAGGAAAUGGACAUGGAGACGCAAGUAGAAUCAGGAGAGAAGCAAUUACUGAAGGAAGAAUUUUACUCUUCAGCAUACCUCAACUUCUUGAAUGGAAAAGAUGAAGAAUUUGACUAUGGGCAAGUUGACACUAGCGAUGAUUACGACCUUCUAGAAAUACGAGCCAGGGAUGAUGAGGAAAGGUAUUUUGAUGAUGAUGAUGAUGAAGAUGAAGAAGGCAGUAACAAAGAUGAGAUAUGCCACAGUCUUGAUGACGACAAGGACUUUCCCCCAUUGCGUCAAAAACACAGACAAGAUGGCCCCAAAAUCACUGAUGUUUCUGAUAAACCCCCAGAUGAUGACAUGACUUAAAAUUCCAUAAAGCUUCAAUAUCAACUUUCACCUUUCUCUUGGUAUUUGUAAAUUUGAAAAGAAUAUCUAAGUCAGUUUAUUAUAUAGGGUUUUAAUAUCAAUAGAAAAUUAGGGAAAGUCACUGUUUUAUUUAUACUCCCUGGAAAAAUAAAUGUUACAUGAUCUGAUGCCAUGAUAAUAACUAAUAUUUAUUGCCUGUCUGUCCUUGCACUUCAUGCAACGUGAAAACAACGUGAAGUUCUCAAUAUUUCCUUUCAACUUGCUGAUGAACAAAAAAA